CCCCUAACGAGGCACACUGGCGCCCCAAACCACCCCCAAUGGCCGCGUCCGCGCUACCGCACAGUGUAUCUACGAUCUGAUCUCAAACUUCUACCACUACAGCUACUUCAUGAGUAUAUCGAUAGUUCUACCCCGGGAAUCGUCGUCCUCAGAACACUCACCCACCGGGAAGGCUCUCGUUGCCCAAUUGAAGUCGUCUUCUCAGCGACCCAUUGUCUUUUUCGAUGAAACCAUCCAUGGAUACAUUCUCUACCAAGACCAGCUCGAACCCACAACAAAGAGAUCCACAGCAUACCUCGAUGUUUCCAUAGUUCCCGCCGACGUGGCUGAGGCACUGGAGCUCGACAGCUUUUCCAAGGACGAAUCGACCCACGAACCGUCUGAGGACCACGACUCGCCUGCAGGGUUUCAUUCCUCCAACUUUAGCAUCCUCGACUUGACUCUCAACGAGUCAGAUAUCGUCUACCAGGGCCAAACCGACGGCAACUACUACAUCGUCUGGCGGUUUGAAAUCCCGGUCACCUACCCCAGAAAGAAAUCACCCAACCCUCGAAUCAUGUUGACCUGCUACCUCCAUGCGGACGAGGAUUCUCAACAAAUAGAAGCCAUACCGAGUGAGCCCACCCACACCGAGGUCAUUCUCCCAGAUUACCAGCCGGGAAAACCUAAGAAUUUGUUCGCCGAGCUCAACAACCAAAUUGCAUCCAAUGGAAUCGAUUCGAAGCAAUUUGAGCUCUCAAGCUCGCUUAUCGAAUCAGACGACGCCAAGAGCAACAAUAACAGUGCUCUGAUCGAAUAUGCCAUCAAGAAUCCCAUCACCCCGAUUCCAAAGGUCGCCAACUCCAAAGACACCUUGAAGGCACAUCUAAGCAUUCCCGUAUCCGUGUCGAUUGUGAUCAAGUUAAAGUCUACUAAGCCAGCUGGAAGAAAUAACAUUUUGUUGGCUACAUUGAACAUAGAGUCUUCAGACGACCUUAUUAAGAUUCUGACAGAGGCUGGUCUCGAUUUUCAAUAUCAUUUCAAAAUAUUGAGCCUCAGCAUGGACUUCAAGUUCGGUGACAUCAAAGAGUUCAAAACCCAGGACUACGAGUAUCCGGUACAGUUCCGGCUUGGUGACGCCAUCAACUUAACUUACAAGCUAUUAAACAACGAAUUUUUGGAUAAGGAACUCAAGAACCUAGAUAACAAUAGCAACAACUUCCAGCACUCAAGACCGAUAAAUAUCAAACUUAAUUUGCAAGUCCAAAGCUACAAAAAGGCAACAAAACAAUUUGAGGGCCUUAGUAAUGUCAUUACCACCAACUGGUCUCCAUACUUGGAUUUUAGCAUCAUUGCUCCUCCCAUAAACAACUCAUUGAAGACUUCAAACAAUUAUUCACAAAUGCAAUCACAGACAGCAUUGCCACAGCAGCCUCCGUUUAUAAGAGGAGGCACAUCAACCCGGAAGUCGGCCAUGAUGAACAGUCUAUAUAAGUCAAAGAGUCCGAAUAGUUUGAACGCCAAGCCUGCAAACUCAACAGGGUCAUUGGCCAAUGGGAUGGUGUUCAACUCGAUGAAUCCUAAAAAAAUGAACACUUCGAUUGUGGGGCAGUCUUCUUCCUCAGUGACUGUCAAUCUUACCACUACUAGCAAUUCUACUUUAUCGGGAUUAAAGCUCACAUUCAAAGGAAAAUUGGAUAUUAAGCUAGGAGAGAUUAUAAACUGGAAGGUCCAGGCCAUCAAUAACUCCACGAAUAGGCUCAAUUUAUCCUUAAUUGUACAGAAUCCUAUCAACUUCAAUCCCAUUUACAGUACAAACUCGGCAUCGAACAACGUGUCGUCCUCGAAUUUGUUAAAUUCAGAUGGCCAAUCAGGAGAGAUACAGAGCGAUGACAUUAUCAUCUACAACAAACUCCAGCUCUACUCAUCUUACAAUGCUCUCAAGCUCGCCACCAACGGCAUUAUUAUACUCAACAACGAUAUAAGGAUAGGGCCCUUGGAUUCAGGUACAGUUUUUGAAACUGACAUCAAGUUGAUCGGUAUCUCCAAGGGUAUCUUCAACUUGGACGGAAUCAAGAUUUUUGAUAUCAACAGCGGAGAUGGUCUCGAUUUCGGAAAGUUGGUGGAAGUGUUUGUGGUGUAAGGCAGCAUAACUGUCUUGUUAGGGUUUGGGUAGCAGUCCAAUUAAGGGUUGGACAUUCAGCGUAGAUAGAGGACAGAUACAAAACAACGGCUAUUAUGCUGGAGUAGAAUAAACAUCUAAGCGAUAUCGAAAGUAUAAAUCUGUGAAAUGUGCAAGAAGCAACUUAUACAAUUUUUCGUGGGAUUCUCUGGUAAUAGCUUCCACCUGAACAGCUUGAAGUGGUGAUAAGGCAUGAUGUUGCACGGCACAAAGUGGAGUUUCCUAAAGCUAUUACAAAAGAGAGUGGUUUCCCUAACAAAAUGCUCUAGGUAGGUAGGUAGCCCUGUACUUGUAAUAUUAUCAGUAGAACUAGCAUCCUUC
Messenger RNA from Suhomyces tanzawaensis NRRL Y-17324, 2482 nucleotides. RefSeq lists its product as uncharacterized. The record is from RefSeq and is a predicted model, not a curated record. Gene Ontology annotation, biological process: intra-Golgi vesicle-mediated transport. Bases 110 to 2122 code for a protein of 670 amino acids. The transcript has a single exon. Lineage: Eukaryota; Fungi; Ascomycota; Pichiomycetes; Serinales; Debaryomycetaceae. Gene Ontology annotation, cellular component: trans-Golgi network; TRAPPII protein complex.